This is a messenger RNA of Halichondria panicea, 1980 nucleotides long. Its product is annotated as RNA-binding protein RO60-like. The coding region runs from base 229 to 1839 and encodes 536 amino acids. Gene Ontology annotation, molecular function: RNA binding. The transcript has 4 exons. The record is from RefSeq and is a predicted model, not a curated record. Gene Ontology annotation, cellular component: ribonucleoprotein complex. NCBI's taxonomy places the organism in Eukaryota, Metazoa, Porifera, Demospongiae, Suberitida, Halichondriidae.
CAACUGCUGACUCACUUUGUUCUCUGUCUACUCAGCACCUUCAGCUAGCUAUAAAAGCUAGCCAAGCAAAGAGACACGUACUUGCUGACGUUGACACAAAGCCGGCUGACCUUGCAAUUCAAAGAGCGAACACAUCUAGAGAUUCUAUACACGUAGGAAGUACGGUAUUAACUUUUGACCUAGUCGCUAGGUCCGUUUUAAUAUUGAGAGAGCUAGCUAUAGCGAACAAUGGAUGAGAUCGAGAGUGGAGACACAGUACCUCAGAGCCAGCCUCUGCAAGGCCAAGUACCUAAUAGUGCUGGUGGGUUUUCAUUCCAAGUAGAUGACAUGAAGAGACUGCAAAGAUUCCUCUGUCUUGGAUCUGAAGGAGGUACCUACUACACUAGUGAGAAGAAGCUCGGCAAAGAAAAUGCUGAAUCUAUCCUGAGGCUGAUAGGCAAUGGCAGAGGUACCGAAGUUGUUGCUCAGAUUGUCGAAUUCAGUGUAUCCGGACGAGCUGCUAAACAAGAUCCAAUCAUAUUCGCUCUAGCUCUCUGUGCGCGAGCAACCGACUCCGACACAAAGACAGCAGCUUACGCAGCGGUGGAGAAAGUCUGUCGAAUUCCUACUCAUCUUUUCUCAUUUAUUGCUUUCUGUGAGGCUCUCAGUAUUGGUACGGGAUGGGGACGUGCUCAUCGUAGAGCUGUGAGCAAGUGGUACAAUAACAAGACGUCAAAGUCUCUAGCCAUGGCCGUGACUAAGUAUCAGAAUCGUGGUGGUUGGUCGCAUCGAGAUCUGUUUCGACUCUCGCAUAUUGUUCCUGCUAAUCCUGGUGUGGCCUGUGUCUGCAAGUAUGUGAUGAAAGGUCUGGAGACAUGCAAGCAGGAGUAUGCCAGUGCUGAUCUUGCUGAGACCAUCACCUUUCUCGAGGCCGUUGAGGAAGCCAAGACUGGAGAUGAGGCGACUGUGGUACAGUACAUUCGAGAGAGGGGUCUAGUCAGAGAGCAUGUGCCUACCAACUACCUCAACUCUGUCACAGUGUGGACUGCUCUGCUUGAGAACAUGCCCAUGACUGCUAUGAUCCGCAACCUUGGGAAGAUGACCUCCAUUGAUCUCCUAAAACCUCUCUCCUCUCACGCUGCAACGGUGUCUCAGAGACUCAGGGACGAAACACUGCUCAGGAAAGCCAGGGUUCAUCCGUUCAGCGUUUUACUCGCCCUCAAAACAUACGAAAACGGACAAGGAGAAAAGGGCAAACUAAAGUGGCAACCAAACCAAACUAUUGUACAAGCUCUGGACGAUGCGUUCUACAUGUCCUUCAAGUUUGUUCAGCCGACUGGUAAGAGGUUCCUCCUGGCCCUGGAUGUGAGUGGUUCAAUGUGUGCCCGGAUGAUGGGAUCCCCUGCGCUCGACUGUCGAAGCGCCAGUGCUGCCAUGGCGAUGGUCACCGCUCGUACAGAGGCCAACUAUCACUUGAUGGGCUUCUCUCACACUCUCGUACCCAUACCUAAGAUUAAUGCAGGAAUGAAUCUCAAGGAUGUGUGCAGCGAGAUCAAUAAGGUGCAAAUGGGCGGUACAGACUGUGCUCUCCCCAUGAUCUACGCCCAGCAGAAAAAGCUUCAAGUGGACGUGUUCAUAGUCUACACAGACAGUGAAACCUGGUUCGGGAAAGUCCACCCAACAGUGGCCCUCAAGGAGUACCGCAGUGCCAUGGGUGUCAAUGCCAAGCUGAUUGUAUGUGGGAUGGCCUCCAAUGGCUUCACUAUCGCUGACCCUGAAGACUCUGGCAUGCUCGAUAUAGCAGGAUUCGACUCUGCUGCUCCGGAGAUUAUCAGGAGCUUUGCUGUCGGAGACAUCUAGGAACAAUGUACAUACGUUAAAGCUAGUGAAACUUCUAGGACAUUUCCAUGUGCAAUCUGAGUUAUUAUUUUUUUGAACCUCUAUAUAGAAUUAUAUUUUUUGAACACAGUUGGCAAAAUUUUUAUGAGAAAUGAACUGUCA